AUGGAAGAAUUGUGCCCUAUAUGUUCCAAACCGAUUCCAAAAUUGCUCUUAGAACGGCACGUCAACAGCUGUCUAGAUAAUCAAGAAGUCAAGCCGGAUACAGAAAACACUGGUGAUUCUAUUGACCUGAAAGCAAAGAAACGCGAUGCUUUUAGCGCCCUCGGAUUGAAGGUUUCUACAGACGUGCAAGUAUCAAAGAAAAAGAAAUCAACCCAAGAGCUGAAGGGUGAUGUGCAAAGGCUGAGAAACUUAGAGGCGUCAUCACAGAAGGAACCAAACAAUGUUGAGAAUGAAUCUACUUUAACACGCAACGAAUCCCAAACACAACCAUUUUCUAAUGAUGCAACCAAAGAGAUUGCAGAGCUAAAACGACAAGUUGGUGUCCCACUAGCACAUAGGCUACGACCAAAGACAUUGAAUGAUUUUAUUGGCCAGGAAAGAUUGUUAGGGGAGGGUGCACCAUUGAGAAAUAUCAUCAAAUCGGAUCUAAUCCCGUCAUUUAUAUUAUGGGGACCACCAGGAUGUGGCAAAACUACAUUAGGCCGAAUUAUAGCAAAAUCAACCAGCUGUAAAUUUGUUGAGCUUUCUGGUGCUGGCAGUGGAGCAAAAGAUUUGAAACAGGUGUUUGUACAAGCUGAGAAUCAUAAAAAGCUAACCCAACAGCGUACCAUCCUUUUUAUUGACGAAAUCCACCGAUAUAACAAAGCAGUUCAAGAUUUACUUCUUCCAGUGGUGGAAAGAGGUGUUUGCACGGUGAUUGGAGCUACAACAGAAAACCCGUCAUUUUCAUUAAACAAUGCGUUAUUGUCAAGAAUACAGACAUUUGUCAUGGAAGCAUUUAGCCCGGAAGCAAUUGUGAAAAUUUUGAAUCGAGCACUUUUUGAAGUUAAUCGAACACGUAAGCUAUUAUACUAUUUGCCUUACAUGACUCUUGAAAAUGAUUCAUUUGAAUACAUUGCUGGGUUGUGUAUGGGAGACUCUCGUGCCGCUUUGAAUGUUCUCGAAACUGUAAACGCAUACUUAUCUGCUGACAGGUUUGAUGAAAAGCCAAGCGAUGGAGCCAUAGUGAACGUAACUGUGGAUGACCUCAAAAGAAUUUUAAAGUCUCGAAAUUUUCAUCAAAUGUACGACAAAGAUGGUGAUGCACACUAUGAUAUUAUAAGCGCGUUUCAUAAGUCGAUUCGAGGGUCUGAUGCUGAUGCGGCAAUGUUUUAUUUAGUAAAGAUGUUGUCCGGCGGGGAGGACCCUUUGUUCAUUCUAAGGAGAAUGACAGUCAUAGCAAGUGAGGAUAUCGGCCUCAGGGAUAGUUCAUGUCUCCCGUUCAUUGUUUCUGCCAAACAAGCUUUUGAAUUUGUGGGGAUGCCAGAAGGGGAGAUUAUAUUGGCUCAUUGUACAACAAAGCUUGCCCGAGCACCUAAAUCUACAAAAUCAUACCGUGCAUUAAGAUCUGCCCAGAAGUUGAUCAAUGAAAGACCCGAAGUGCUACGACUACCUGUCCCUAUUCAUUUGAGAAAUGCUCCGACUCGUUUGAUGAAAGAUAUGGGUUUUGGAGUUGAAUACAAGUAUAACCCCAACUAUGAGAAUGGCGUGGUCAAGCAAUCAUACUUUCCAGAUGACAUGGAUCAUGUUACAUUUCUUGAAGAUACACAUUUAGGUACUGCCAGAGACCCUGAUGUCACGGACGAGAGAUACAAACAAGAACAAGCCGCAGUUGAUGAUUACAAUGACUAUAAACAGUACGUGAAGGAGAAGGCGAGACGCAAGCGAAAGAAAGAAAGUGGACUUGUGAACGAAGGUGAGCUUACAGAAACAGAGAUAAACACCGCAUUCCAAAGCAAUACUGACACUGACUGUGAUGAAGCAAAUGAUUAUUCGGAUGACCCUGAUUGUACUAAUAACUUUGGAAAAUCGUAUGAUGAAUUUUUAGAUAGGGACUCACAACCGGACUAUUUCAGUGACGAUCCGCAGCCAGAAUCCUCUCCAUUAAUAGCAUAG
Molecule: messenger RNA, 1995 nt
Organism: Lodderomyces orthopsilosis Co 90-125
Lineage: Eukaryota; Fungi; Ascomycota; Pichiomycetes; Serinales; Debaryomycetaceae
Product: ssDNA-dependent ATPase
Exons: 1
Coding region: 1-1995 (664 amino acids)
Biological process (GO): DNA repair; regulation of DNA repair; DNA-templated DNA replication
Cellular component (GO): nucleus
Molecular function (GO): ATP hydrolysis activity; ATP binding; enzyme activator activity
Source: RefSeq, a predicted model, not a curated record